Molecule: messenger RNA, 1114 nt
Organism: Suncus etruscus (white-toothed pygmy shrew)
Lineage: Eukaryota; Metazoa; Chordata; Mammalia; Eulipotyphla; Soricidae
Product: complement C5-like
Exons: 8
Coding region: 47-1114 (355 amino acids)
Source: RefSeq, a predicted model, not a curated record
UAAAAGCAAAGACGCUAAUGUUAAAUACGUCCUCUUUCCAUACUCAAUGGAUUUGUUUGCCUCACCUCUUGUCUUCAAGCCUGGGAUUCCGUUUUCGAUCAAGGUGCAAGUGAAGAACGUGGUUGGCCACGUUGUAAAAGGGAUUGCUGUAACAUUGAAAGCAAAAAUAGUGGAGCAAAUGACAAAGACAGACCUGAAUAUAAGACAAAGUGAAACAAAUUCUGAUGGAGUCGCCUCAUUUACCAUUAACAUUCCCUCUGAUGUCACCAUACUGGAUUUUCAUGUCAGAACGGAUGACCCAGACCUUCCAGAGGAAUAUCAGGCCAGCAAAGACUUUCGAGCAGUGGCCUAUGCAGGUCAGAGCCAAAUUUUCCUUUCUCUCAGCGGGCCUGACAGUGACAAGAGACUGCUGGUGGGAGAACAUCUGAGCGUAACUAUCACUCCUAAAAGUCCUUAUGCAGACAGGAUUACACAUUACAAUUACCUGAUUUCAUCUAGAGGAAAAAUCAGACACUUUGGUACAAUGAAGAAACUUCCAGGUUCCCCAUCUCAACCGCUGGGCCUUCUUGUGACUCAGCACAUGGCUCCUGCAGCCUGCCUCCUCGUCUACUUCUUUGUCAGAGAAGAUCAGAGGACAGAAUUGGUGUCUGACUCUGUCUGCCUAAAUGUCGAAGAAAAAUGUGGCAACCCCCUCCAAAUUCAUCUGUCUCCAAUCAGAGAUUUACAUUCUCUCCACAAUGGUAUCACUCUGACUUUGGAAAGUCAGUCCGAAGCAUGGGUGGCUUUGUCCUCAGUGGACUUUGCUACAUAUCACUUUGAAGAAAGGAGAGAAAAUUCCAUGAAAAGAAUCCUCCAGUCUGCUCAGAAACAUGACCAGGACUGCGGAACAGGCGGUGGCAGGAAUAAUGCCGAAGGGCUCUCCUCCACGGGACUCACUGUUCUUACCAACAUGCCUGCAGAGUACUCCCCACAAGACGAUGGAUCUUUUAGAAAAACUCUCAGAUCAAAAAGAAACUUGGAAGUAGAAAUAAAAAAAAAGGUGGAAAGGAUUUGGGGUUCUGUGUUUUGGCUCUCCAUGGACUUAGUCACCCAAGGCUUACUUAUAAAGUCUUGA